Messenger RNA from Trichomonas vaginalis G3, 657 nucleotides. RefSeq names its product MULE transposase domain-containing protein. The record is from RefSeq and is a predicted model, not a curated record. NCBI's taxonomy places the organism in Eukaryota, Parabasalia, Trichomonadida, Trichomonadidae. The transcript has a single exon. Bases 1 to 657 code for a protein of 218 amino acids.
AUGGACUGCGCACCUCAAAUCACAAAUGCUGUUGAAACAGCCAUCCCCUUAUGCCAGAUCAUUUGGUGUGGCAUUCAUGUGUUGCGCGCUGUCAUGAGAAAGGCUGAAAAGUUUCAAGAUCGUUCCAACUUCGAAACUUUCUAUAACUUAAUGAAGUUAUUGGUCUUUGGUUCUGAAGAGGAAGAAAUUGAUCCUGAUGAAGUUUACAACAAUUUAGAAGAAAUUUUAAAUGAGGAACCUGCUGCCCGUGAAUACUUUGACCGACAGUGGCGCCAUCAUCUUGACAGGUGGAUGCUUCGCUAUAGAAAUGAAGGAGAUGGAACAAACAACAUCUCGGAAUCACAUUUCAAGGUUUUGAAGCACCAGUACUUCCCAGAAAGGCGAAAUCUUCUACUCGAUGAACUUGUCAUCGAGUUAUAUUCCAGUGUUGUUCCUUCAUUCCUGAUUAAGUUGCAAAUUAAAGGUCUGGAUUCAGAGAGAAAUGUUAAAGUUAUCAAAAAAGUCACAAGAGAUUUCGAAGAAAUGACACAAUUUAAAAAAGUCGAAUGCAUCAGUAUGCUUGAAGCUGUUCAGAAAGGUCUGAAAAAUGAUACACUUGAUCCCAACAUUGUUUACUCAACAUUAAAAAUAUUAUUGCAAAGAAAACAUUUGAUUUAA